AUGGGGAUUCCGUGUUUUGCCAUUAUCAUUAGUUUGUUUUCUUGUUACACAUGUGAAAAGCUUUCGAAUAACAAGAAUGUACCUACGGUGCUUUACGACCCAGGAGAAUUAUUGAGGAAUAUCUUCAAUUUAAACAGCACUACACAGGAGCGUUCUAGAAAUGGAAUUAGAUUCGAAGAUGAAAGUAAUUCGGACUUAGUUAGUUUUGACCGUAACGAAGAACCGCCAUUUAGUACAGUUAAAUUUCCACCCGGAAAUUCUGAUAACUCCCAAGCAUUCAACCAGGAUAGUGUUGACCAAGGCCACCGAGCGUCAUUUGAAGAUAAUGAUGCUUCUGGAGGUCAAAAGAAGCGGAGGAAGAGAAGGCGAAAACCAAGACUUCAGCGGCCAGAAGGAAUAAGUCCAGAGUACGUUGGUCCAUAUGCGCCGAAUUUUCCUCAGAUAGCUUAUGGGACUCGUCCGUUUUAUAAUCCUGGAUAUCCUAGACCUAUAUAUAGACUACCAACACGCCCUAGGCCAUCUUUAGCGUCGGAAGCCCUAUCGUCUGUCACUGAAGCCCUAACAUCGAUAGCACUGUACGAUGACAAGCAAUGCGUAGCACGCCUUCUCUGUGAAGCAGCAAGCGGUGGAGCCCUAGGUUCUACGCAAGUCUUGCAGUCAGUUUCUGGGCUACAGCCUCUUCUUACAUUACUCUCGGCAUAUAGCGGCAUUAGCUCCAAUCCACUUUUUGUCUUUGGCCGAGCAGCUUUGCUUGGAAUGUCGUCGAAGAACAAUCCUGCUUCCUGCCGUUAUGCAUAUCCACAGUGUCCAACAGAUCCCGAACAAUUAGUUUACUACCUUAAUAAUCAUAACGGAGGUUUCUUCAGAUUUUUUAACUCUCCCCAACGAGAACCGCAAAAUAUAAAACAACUGUAUAAUCACCUUUCACAAAACUACCAAAGCAAUCAACAGCUUUAUCCUUAUCCUCAAAAUAACGGGCUUUCCAAUGAUAUUAAUCAAAAUUAUCAACAAAAUCUUAUUCAGGAUUAUAAUUUACAAAACGCCAAUUACGUCUACAAUUAUGGUAAAUAUGGAAUUACUAAUCCAAAUAGACAAAACAAAUAUGGUAUUUUAAAUAACAUUAAGUUCAAAAACACAAACGAGCUUACUAAUGACAGUAACAAAAUUGAAAAGCGAAUUCAAAACAAACCAGAGAAGUUCUUAGAAGAUUUUGAAGAUGAUGUAAAUUUUGUAAACGUCAAUGGUUAUAAUACAAAAUGGUCUUUUCCAGAAGCAAGCAAUAACAAUAUUAGGGUUAGUGAUGUAAAAGUCGGAAAAAAUUUUAAAUUUCCAGAAAGUUCUCUUACCGAUAACAUAAGAGUCGAAGAUUCUGUAAGAAAUCCAAGAGGAUUCGUGUUCCCCAAUGCUGUAAGCAAUCAGUACAUAGACUAUAACAAAUAUCAAACCACAAUUCCAUUUUUUGAUCAUAAAAACAACUACAACAAUAACAAUAAUCUGAACUUUGACAAUUAUAAAGGAUAUAAUAGUAAUGACGAUGAUUACAACAAAGACCAAUCGAUUCGCACAGUUUACGUAGUCAGAGGUAAUGGGGAUCCUAACCAUCCGGAGAUUAUUAAGCUGAGGCCAGGACAAACGAUUUACUAG
Molecule: messenger RNA, 1644 nt
Organism: Parnassius mnemosyne (clouded apollo)
Lineage: Eukaryota; Metazoa; Arthropoda; Insecta; Lepidoptera; Papilionidae
Source: the annotation of a GenBank genome assembly